Rotaria socialis is the source of this 3726-nucleotide messenger RNA. Lineage: Eukaryota; Metazoa; Rotifera; Eurotatoria; Philodinida; Philodinidae. The record is from the annotation of a GenBank genome assembly.
AUGGUGUGUAGUAAUCAUUUUCAAGUGAAGUACGCUCGAUUUUUAAUUAAAUACCAUCUUGUCAUAUUUUGUGGGAUAUUUACUAUGGCAAGCAUUGGUCUUGUUUUAUUAAUAUAUAAACGUGAUCAAAUACAGAUUGAACAUUUGUUAAAAGGCUUUCAAGUACAUGGAACUAAAUCAUCUGAUGAUUAUCGAAAAUUGAUCGCACUUAUUCGUGAAACUCAAACAACACAUCUAUUUCCGCAUUCUAUCCAUAGCAAAAAAUUUCAGCAAACACCAUACUCAAAUUUCAAUCCACAUAUCGAUCCGUGUUCGAAACGAUUCUAUUCGUCCACAUGUCCUAUUUUACAUUACACAGAAUUAACAUUUGCUUUGAAUAAUAAUUCAACAACAUUAUUUGAUGAUAUAACUAAUUUUAAAACAGUAUGCGAACUUGAAUGGUUAUUACGUAUGAGAUUUACCAAUUGCUCAUUAAUAAUCAAUGAUUCCUGUUGUCAAUUCAUAGGACCAGUACGACUUCUUUUCGAUGGACAAUUCAAUUCAUUCGAACAAUGUGAAAAUCUUACAUUAAACCAAUUAGGAAAAUUUCAAUCUCAAUGGUUAUCAUGCAAUUUAUCGUUAUGUCCAAAUACUCAUCUUUACAAUUAUCUUCAAAAUCUUCGAUCGUCGUCAACAUUUAAAAUCUACAUAAAUAUUGAAAAUAAUACAGAAGAUCUUCUUGAUUUAUAUACAUAUGUUGACAAUAAAGAUUAUCAAUAUAAAUUUCAAUUACUAAACAUAAAAUUUGAUUCCAAUGAUGAACAAAUUAUAUUUAACUAUCUUCUUCAAACGAAUCUACCAUUAUUAUGUUUCACUAUUAGUCUUUAUCUAUUAUGUCUUGUAUUAUUUGUUAAAAAUAUUUUCUUUAUUCUAAUUAUUAUUCUACAUGUAUUUAUAACAAUACUCUUCAGUUCAAUGAUUUACAUUUAUGUAUUUCAUUUUCCAAUAGCUAUACUGAAUUGUACAAGUAUAAUAUUAUAUCUAUUCAUAAUAUUUAUUGACUCAUUUCUUUGGUAUACAUGUUGGUCGGUUAAUAAUCAUCGGCGAGAUGAUUGUACAAUACAUCGUAUUAUGGAAAAUUUGUUAACACAAAUAUUUUAUUAUUUAGUACCAAAAAAUUUAGUAGCUAUGAUGACACUUGUUAUAACAUAUACAAAUCAAAUUAUAGUCUUACAAUGUUUUGCAGUUUUUUCUUUUCUACUUGUAUCAAUCUCGUUUUUUGUUUCAUUUACACUCUAUCCUGUUUCAUUUGUUUUCAUUCUUCGACAUCAAUCAUCGAUUCCGACAAUUGAACAUUGUUUAUAUAGGCUUUUUAAAAAAAUAGCGAAUCUCUGCUAUAUUGAUCGUGCAAUACCUUACCUUAUAGUACGAUUAAAAGCUUUUUGGUUGAUUUCACUCACUGUUAUAUCUUGUAUGGCAUUUAUUAUUGUAUUUUACUGGCCAAAAUUACAAUUUAAUGCAUGUCGAAUAACAUUUGAUACUCUACCAUUGCAUCUGCCAUAUGAAAAAUCAAUAGCAAUGACAAAAACAUUUGAUAUUGAUAUUACCUAUUAUAUGGGUUCACAUUGGGAAGUACCCAAUGAAUCAAUCAUACCAGCCAAUGAUAUUCCUACACUUGAUUAUAAUUCUGAAAAUAAAAUGACAUCGGAAAUUGGCGGCACUAAUACAUUUGAAUUUGCCUUACAAAAAAAUCUGUUCUCUCUAAUUGAUUUUUGUUCACAUUUAAAAUCAUUACAAGAAAAACGGCCUACGGAAAAUGCGGCACAUGAGAGAGAAUUAUUUAAGAAACAUCAUUAUCAAUAUCCUACUUCACACGUGUUAAACAAUCAUUCAUUCGACGAUCCUUCAAUAGCAUCUAUUGAAAACAAAUUAAAUAGUGCAUCGUUAAUAAUAAAUAAUAUUCAUUGUUUUGGUGAUUUAUCUGCAUCCUAUUCAACAUAUUCAUCAUCCAAUACAAAAUUUUCUUCAAUCAUUAUUGACCAGCAAAAUCAAUCAAAUAAUUGUAGUUUGACGUGUUCACCGAAUAGCACAUCAAGUUUACAUGAAUGUAUUCAAUGUCUUAAUUCGUUAUAUUAUAAUUCUAAUAAAUAUGAUGAUUUAUUUCUCGUUAAAAAUGGUCUUCGUUUUAUCAGUGAUGCACAAAAUCCUCGAUAUUUAUUACAAACAAUCAAUUAUAAAUGGACUUUAUUAAGUAAUAUAAAUAAUUUUCACGAAUGGAAAUUAUUAUAUGAAAAUUUAAAAACAAAUUUCAUAGAAAGAUUCUAUUCGAAAAGAUUUUCUCAUUUGUUAUUUUGGUGGUCAAGUGAAUUAUUUUCAACCUAUACAAUGAUGGAACAAUUACAACAAGAAAAAAAUGUUUUAACAGGAAUCAAAUUCCUUGUUAUAUUAAUUACUUUAUUAUUAUUUACGGGCAUUCUUGGCAUAUUAGUCACAUUAACAACAUUAUUUAAUUUCAUCACUUGUAUUGCUGUACUGACAUUAUUGAAUUAUAAAUUAACUGUAGAAAAUAUGUCCUAUUUUACUAUAGUACUUAUUAUUUGUUCACAAUAUUCUAUACUUUAUUCGAUUAGUUAUAAAUUAGCACCAACAUUUUUCUUUCAACGUAAAAAUCGAACAAUAUAUUCUCUGAAACAAUUAUGUACCGCAUUAUUUUAUUUAACAUUUUCAAUUAUUGUGAUAUCAACUCCUUGUUUAUUUUCAUCGUUACCUUAUCUAUCGAAAUCGGCGAUGAUAUUUAUAAUAUCAUCAUCGAUCAGUCUUAUCUAUUCAACAUUUUUUCUACAAUCACUACUUUACUAUAUUGGUCCAGCUGAUCAUACAUGUUUUUUAAUGCCAUGGCGUUUGAAAUGCAUAUUGAGUUCAAGAUCACAAGUCAAUAAUGGUAAUGAUUUAUCAUUGAGAAAUCCAUCAAAUAAAAGCCGACGAUAUCAACGUAUGUCAACAUCAUCGCACGCUGCAUCAUCGUAUUUCUCACAAAUGUUUACUGGUUCAACUUAUUUCGAAAACGAAUACAGUAGCGUUCUUGAUAGUCUAACUGUUUCUUCUCGACGACGAGAAAGUUCACGAAGUUAUCAGAUAUCACAUGCAGCUAAACGUAAUUCAGUAUUAACAGGCGAAACUAUUGAAUUAUAUACUCCACGUGCAAGUCUUGCACCCUACGGACAUCGUCGAUAUUCAAGACAUACGUCCGUAUCACGUGGUGUACCAACAACAGGUCUUGCACGACCACUCUAUGUACUGUCAUCAGCAUCGCCUUAUUUUCAAUCGAGCUUUACUUCUCAAGUUCCUAUGGAGCAACGUUCACCAUCAUCACAUGUCUGUCAACAAUCACGUUCACCAUCGCCCUAUUCAUCUGGCCGACAAUCAUCUGUAGGACCAGCAAGUUCACUGCGUCCAUGUUAUUCAGCUCCUCGUCUACAUGUGUCUCAUCAUCGGCUACAAACAAAUAGUUUAAAACAAACUAAUAUUCUUAUUGAAGAAACUUCUCUAUUAUCAUCUGAUCAAAUUAGACAAACGCCACUGAUGGAUAUUCAACGACAAGAUGUUGUUUCACCGAUAGAUGAAUUUGGCAAACCAUCCGUUGUACCUCAUGAAAAAUUAUCAGCAGCAAAAAAACGGCAGAUGCUAAAAGCAACAACCGUCGAAUCGGGUGGCCAUAAGUGGUUGAAGCGAUCCAGCAGUAGUUAA